This is a messenger RNA of Papilio polytes (common Mormon), 3598 nucleotides long. RefSeq names its product E2/E3 hybrid ubiquitin-protein ligase UBE2O. The transcript is spliced from 21 exons. Bases 323 to 3598 code for a protein of 1091 amino acids. The record is from RefSeq and is a predicted model, not a curated record. NCBI's taxonomy places the organism in Eukaryota, Metazoa, Arthropoda, Insecta, Lepidoptera, Papilionidae.
GAUACUCCAUGCAAAAAUUAAUUUAACCACAUUUUUCAAUUGAUGUCUAAUUUUUUUGAAAAUACGCAAUUAGACCAAGUUGUGAUUUAUUUCCAAAUGAAUGGUUUUAUAAUUAGCACCGUUCUUGUGCGUUGAACAUUUAGAAUUUGAACUUUAGAGAAGUAAUUGGAGGUGUCUGGGAAAAACAAAAUGCAGAAAUAGGGAAAUUUCGCAUGCCCACUUUGUGGACAGCGCAUGCGCCACACAUUGCAAUCAGCUGUCAGAAAGAACAUAAUCACGUAAAAAACAAAAUUAUUUGUGUCCUAAGAUAAUUCCCGUCAAUAUGGCGGGGCAAAAUCCAGGCUCUCCUACUGACUUUCAAUAUUUUUACGAGGAUGAAGUGUAUAAAAUCAACAAUCGCGGCCAAGUCGUAUUCGGUCUCGUACUUGAAAACUACGAAGCGAACUCCAGUGAUCAGGAGAGCGACAUUGAAACACCUAUCCAAAAAGGCGAAAUUCGUGUUGUGUGGCACCCUUCGGGAACCGAACGAGUUAUAUCUGAAAAAUCGGUUGGUUUAGCAGACCGUUCGUUGAUGCCAGGUGAUGUUGUUCGCCGCCUCAUAGCUGGAAAGGACACCCAGCGAGGAUAUUGCCGUGACAUAGUGAUGACAGCAGCAUUGCAGAUUGUAGGAACUAAACAUGUGAUACCCAGUGUUGCCAGUGAAAGAUUACAACCGUUAGAAGAAUUCACACCCGAUCUAGCUGUGUGCCUUGACUCCUGGGUCGGAACAUCAAAGGCUGUGCACAGUAAACUUCGUCUCGUAUCAGCUGAUGGUUCUCGUCUUGAAUACCCAGACCUGGACAGUUGUCCAUUAGAGGACUAUUCUAUGAGACGGCGUCGAUCCACACCUUAUUCUUCAUCUGAGUUCUACCCAGGACAAGUGGUGUAUGGUCCCUUGGGAACUCUGGACAGUGCAAAUUGGCUUCAUGUCACCAAGGAAAUGAAAGCUGCCAGGAAACAUAAAAUGCAUGACCAUAAGUUCACGGUGGAGGCGGUGGUGACUGAGAGUGUGAGUGUUCACUGGCAAUGCCGAGCGCUAUCCACUCUUAUCACUGACUCCAACGCACCACAGCAGCCCAAAUUCCUUGUUGAAGGUGAAGAAUUGAAAAACUUGAAACUCCUGAACGUGUUUGAACCCUGUACGCUGCAGGUUGGCGACAGAAAUUUCCUCACUAUUUUACCCGAAGAUACUUUUGUCAGUAAAAAACAAUGGAGAAAACAUCAAAGUAAAUACUACAGGAACCUUCGUAAACAGAGCAGACCAGUGAAAAAACCUUCAAAGACUGAUGCAAACUCAACAGAACAUAUACCUUCCAGACCUAAGAAGCGUGCUUCUUCACAUCGCAAACUGAAGUCCACAGAUAACGAGAUGGAAGUGGACGGUGGCGAUGAGAAGCUGGAGUCGCUGGACGAGGCUCUGAAGGCGGACCUCAACUGCCCCAGCAUCAAGAUUGAGCCCAGCGCUGACGUCACCAUGCCCGUCGGCAGCAGCCAGGAGGACACCGCCACUGAGGAGAAGAAUGACUCCGGCAUCAGUGGGCUAAGUAAAUCCCACGUGCGCAGUCCGGAGCCGUGCCGCGAGGACGGCGCGCUGCUGAACGGCGACAGCAAGGCCGGCGACUCCUGCCUCAAUGAUGAUGACUCCGAUAAUUGGGAGAACACCAGCAGCGACGGCAGCGAUACUGACAGGUCAAUUAUAUUCUUUCUACGUCAACUUGCUCUUGUCCCUACUGUUAAGAAUAAAAUCGGACGUCCCCAUCUCACAGCUGUCAAUGUCAUUCAGACAUUAGAAAAGCGCGCCAAACUGGCGGGAGGCAGUGGCCUGAGUGUUAGUUUAUUUUUGCUGGGCAACAGUCCUAGCGAGGAGACGACCCCAGAGGUGGGCAACAGCGGCACCAUGGUGGUGCUGAGCAGCAGCGGCGUGCCGCGCCUGCUGGAGCCGCGCGUGGCGGCGCACAUCGAGCGCGGCCGGGUCGCCAUGCGCCGUCUCGAGGAGAUGUUCGCCAAACACCCCACGCUGCAGAGCCAGGAGAUAAUGAGAAAACUGCUGAAUCUCUACAAAGACUGUCGGUUCCUCGAUCGUCUGAUGGGCACAACGUUCUUCCAUGAAGAUCAUUUUCUGGGUCUGUUGGAACGUGUGCGCGAGCGCGGGGCCAGCACGCCGCGCGCGGGCGAGCGUCGCGUGCACGAGCAGCUGGCGCGGCUGUUCACGCCGACUGAGAGCAGCGAGGGCGCGACCGGCACGUCCGGCGAGACCGGCGACGUGCGCGACACUGGCGAGCAGGACGCUGCGCUCGACGCUAUGCUCGUUGACGACGAUAAAACAAGAGACCACAGACAGACUAUUAUCACUGCUAAUGUCACUGUUGAAGCGAUGGAUGUUGAAAGCAAUUCUCCAAAGAAGCCAUUACAUUUAAACAUUGAGCCGGUGCAGUCGGGCUCCGGUGCUGUGGUUUCAGAAAAUACAUCGGCCGAGAAUGUAUGCGGCGAGGCGGGGGCGGGGGCGGAGAGCGAGGCGGAGGGCGGGGCUCGCAACGUGUGCUACAAGCUGUGCUCGCUCAUACACGCGCAGCUGGUCAAGGCGCACGCAGAGGUCAGCCGGAGAAGGCCGCAAGAAUUGGCCGAAUUCCUUAACAGCUUAAUGAAAAAUUCAAACGCGAGCGAAGAGAAGUUACCCUACCACUUUUCAGUUCAAUAUGGUGCUCUGGUGGUGAGCAUGGCCGACCAGGAGGAGAAGGGCCAGCCCAAGGCCGCGCCCGACGCUAAAGACAACACUGCCGCUACUGCCGCCUCAGCGCCCUUCUCUGAUGACAAAAAUGUACUGUCAGCGGAGGCGGCGCCCCUAGCGACGGCGGAGGUGGAGGCGGAGACGGGGAGCGGCGCGGUGCCGGAGGUGGUAGCGGAGGCGGAGGGAGGCGAGGGUUUCUGUGUGCUGGAGAGCGCGCCCGCCGCGCACCGCUUCCGGCUCUCCAUGCUGCAGCCUUCAGAGCCGCGCUCCUUCUACUCCGCAGUCAAGCGGGAAAUCAAGCUGCUCAAGAGCGACCUGCCGCCUGGAGUGUGGGUGCGCGGGUUCGAGGACCGCAUCGACCUGCUGUCGGUGAUGAUCGCGGGGCCGAGCCGCACGCCCUACGAGGGCGGGCUGUUCGUGUUCGACGUGCAGCUCGGCGGCGAGUACCCGCGCGCGCCGCCGCUCUGCCACUACCACUCCUACUGCAGCGACCGCCUCAACCCCAACCUCUACGAGGACGGCAAGGUGUGCGUGUCUCUGCUGGGCACGUGGUCGGGGCGCGGCGUGGAGGUGUGGGGCAAGGACAGCUCGCUGCUGCAGGUCAUCGUCUCGCUGCAGGGCCUCAUCCUCAACGCGGAGCCCUACUUCAAUGAGGCAGGCUAUGAGAAGCAAAAGGGCACUCAGCAGGGCAAAGAGAACUCCCGCAUGUACAACGAGAUGGUGCUGCUGAAACUGGUGCAGUCAAUGACGCGCAUGGUGGUCAGCCCGCCGGAGCCCGAUAUCUACUGUAAGACGUUUGCUUGGGAAAUAGAUAGUGAUGGAAUAGAGUAA